AAUUCAAGUCUUCAUAAAUUAAGUUAUUAUGGAAAUGAAGCCGGGUUAGUUGGUGGAGAAGUCUAUUUUGCUAAUGUGAUACUCGAGAAUAAAUCUUUGACUCAUUUAAAUUUAAGUUCUAAUGACCUUAAAUGUAAAGGAAAGCAAAUAAUUAAUGCACUAUUUAAACAAUUCAUUAGAGAUAUUAGUGGUACUUAUAUCGAAUCAGAAGGAUUCGAAUUUAUUAU
Racocetra fulgida is the source of this 227-nucleotide messenger RNA. The record is from the annotation of a GenBank genome assembly. NCBI's taxonomy places the organism in Eukaryota, Fungi, Glomeromycota, Glomeromycetes, Diversisporales, Gigasporaceae.